Cephus cinctus (wheat stem sawfly) is the source of this 2431-nucleotide messenger RNA. RefSeq lists its product as uncharacterized. Lineage: Eukaryota; Metazoa; Arthropoda; Insecta; Hymenoptera; Cephidae. The record is from RefSeq and is a predicted model, not a curated record. The coding region runs from base 150 to 1250 and encodes 366 amino acids. The transcript is spliced from 2 exons.
CGUUGGGACAAAUAGCUUGGUAGGAUUCAACACGCGGUAGUUCAAUCAGAAACAAGGUCAGGCUCGACAAGAAACGUCGAGGAACGGACGGCAAAACGCUCCGCGGUAAGCGUCUUUGCAAAGAGAAAUCGCGCAAACGUUGCCGACACAUGAGACCACACCAAGGGUCAACGACGCCCGGAAGGACGUCCACGACUGACAGCGGGAUCGAGACAUCACCGCUACCGGGAUCAAGACGAGUACGAGUUGAUCAACGACAGCUACCAACGUCAUCCCGAAGGGUCAACGCCAUGGAGUGGAGCAUCAUCCUAACUGUCCUGCUGACGGUAAGCCACGUAAACACCAGAGAAACGGAAAAGGGGUUUACGGUAACCACGUUCGCCAGCAAUCCGGGAAUAUUUUAUGAAGAAAUCGGAACCCUAUCGGAAGCCAAGGCCACAUGGAGACUAGCCGUUAUCAUGGAUCUCGCGGCCUUAUUGAAACGUGAAGCCGACGUCAGCGCGAAUUUGCGGCUGCUAUUAGACAUCUGCGAGAAACAAGGAAGAGAUGACCUUCUCUGUCCAGCCAUUGCUGAUUCCGUAGCCAGGAUGGUGCGGAAAAUAGAAGACGGAAUGGGAACGGUUCACGACCUCGUGAAACCAGAUUCAGCGCGUAGGCGCAGGGGAUUGAUCGACGGGUUAGGAUCAAUUAUAGAGUCCAUCACCGGAAAUAUGGACGCCGCGGACGCGGAAAGGAUCAACCGAGAAAUCGCCGCCAUACGCUCCAACCAGCGAACGCUGAAGGAGAGCAUGAAGGACCAAUUACAGGUGGGCGAGUCCACAUUACACCUCUUCAAUGACACCUUCACUAACGUGCAGAGCAACGAACUGGCUCUCCAAGAACUCAUUGCCCAUGUAAACCUUACACUGACGGCAGAUCUGAGUAUAGUGAUCAAAGAACAAAGGCUAGAUGAGGGCUUCACCGCCCUAAGCGUGAUAGUAGAGGCACUACAGAAUGACGUGAAAGAAUUGGUUUGGCUAUUAGUUGAGAUUGCGAGCGGUAAGGUGAGUGCGGCGGUCCUACCACCGAGAAAACUCGCGGAGUACCUCACUGAUGCACUACCUCACUUACCGACAGGAACCGGAUUCCCGGUACCAGUUGAACGCAACGAAGCAUCUACGCUAAUGAGACUAGCCGAUACGAAGGCCUUCAGUCAAGGGAACGCCAUCGUCGUCAUACUCGACUUUCCGUUGAUAAGCCAGAAGAGGUAAUGCAUAAGCAAGGUAUACCCGAUACCCGUGAGGUCAGAGAACGGGGCUUACUACUACCCCGACACCUCGGAAGACCUCGUGAUUGUGGACCAGGAAAAUCGAAACUUCCUAAGAAUGACCAGCCUGGAAUUGAAGGAUUGUAAACAUUUCGCGAGCAGAUAUAUAUGCAAUCCCCUGCAUCUGUCAAUUUCUCUGAAGAGCUCAGCGCCGUGCGAAGUGCUGACGUUCGCGAAUAUGGACACGGGCAACGGCCUUCACUGUCCAAAGCAGGUUAUCGCGUUCGAUCACGUCCUUGUGAUUACUAUGCGCCAGCCGGGCAAAUGGUUAUUUGUAGCGCCCACCGACGAAUCUAUAAGCAUUACCUGCGACGGAAACCCCGUGUCGCACGAAACCUUAAGAUACGUAGGUAUAUUGGCUUUGGUAGGCGUAUGUACGGUAACCGCCUAGAGUUUCAGCUUGAGAAUCAUCCGACGCAUCACCCAGGUCGCUAACGAGAACUACUUGCCCCCCUUCAAUCUCAAACUAUCGGAGAUGGACCAAGUUAGCCCCCCGCGAGUGACCAGUGAUAUCGGAACGGUGAAGCUUGUUAAAGUGCUACGAAAUCCCGAGGAGUUAGCGCGCCUCGGGACGCGAGUGUCUAGCAUUAAGGCAAGCCUGGACCAGGACGACCAACACCUAGAACAAUUCUAUCACAAUCUAGGAUGCUACUCAUUGUGUACAAUAGCGCCAAUAGGAUUGGUUUGUUUUGUCGUGUACAAGUGCUACAAACGUAAGCAUAAUUCAACACCGACGACGCCGGCUCUCACGCCGAACUCGGUGUCGCCCGCGGUAAAUAUCCAGUUAGAACCGCUAGUUUCAAGGCCAAAUAGCCUCAGAGCGGCAUUAGAAAGAGCACGCGAAAGGCGUUUUCGCUGGGCCGACUAGAACCCGCAAGACAGAACCAAUGCUACGGGCAGACACCCCGGUUAGAUUAAGGGAAUUGUACCCAAAAUAAUCACGGAAGCUGUGCUCCACUAGGCUAAUGACCAGAAUCGAGUCUUCACUCGAGGUCACCACAGGCGAACGCCGGGUAGAAAUUGCGCGAUUUUCUUUAAGGGGGGAGGGAUGUUGUGCUGGGAGUCUCCUGACCCCAUUGAGAAAUGCCAGGCCAAGUAGUUCACGCGUGUAGCAAUGCGCUAAGU